AUGGCCUCCGCAGUAGCGCCAGUCCACGCUGCCGCUGCAGGAUCAGCAACAGCCACAACAGCAGCUAUCGCCAACCCUGCCGACGCGUCGCCUAGUCGCUUUGCACGCAUGUUCCGCAGAAAGUCCUUCUCGGGUCCAAUCAAGGUGACCAUCACGCCUGAUCUCGUGUCACAUCCCGUACCUGUGCUUCAAGGCUCGAGCUCUAUGGUCGAUGUCAAGUCGCGGCCUACUACCGUCGUCCCUGCUGACCGCAAAGACGCAUCAGGAGCAGCCAAGGUCACGGAUCGUGGACACAGCAAGAUUUCGACGUUCGCUUUCCCGUCGCUCCCUGAUGAGAUCUCUCCGCGAGACCCGUCCAUCGCAGAUCGUUCCAACGCAAGAAAAGGCCGUCAUUCUACCGCUCGGUCCGUACCUGUUGCAUCGUUGCCCAUCUCGGAUCCGAUCCCGCUUGCCACUUCUCAAGUCGCCAAACCAGACGAUCCCGUAGCUCCACAACGCCGGCGCCGUCUGAGCCUGAACCUGGGCGAGAGGAGGAGGAGCAGGAGCUUCUCUAUGAUCAGUUCCAUCUUUGGCGGCGGCUCUUCUCAUCCAGAAUCUUCCCAACCCGCGCCACCCCUUCCUGAGAUGGCUGCGUCCCUCAGCAAGUUGUUCCCGACUCCAGGAGCGCCCACCAGCGAGUCAAAGGGAGCGACGUCCACGAGUCCCUCUCGCAGACCCUCGUUGCGGUCUCGUUUUGGCAAGACACGAAACGCUGCCCCGCGUCCCAGCACGCCCGAAAUCGAAAGCUGGAAGCCGAUCAUGGAAGCCUCCGCUCUCGAUGACACGUCGGCUGCCGACGUCAGCCACAUCUCGCGAGCCAGCGCUGACAAUCUGGUCCGACGGAGAAACUCCGAGUCGCCUGUCAAGACAUCGCGUUCGGCAAGCGCUGUCAGGCGCAAGCCCGCUCCCGAAGUCAAGCAAGACGAGAUUGACAGCAGCUCCAGCACUCCGGUUUACGGCAAGACCUACUGCACUCUCGAGGUGGAUGACUCGCCCCGAGGUGGCAGUCCUGCGUCAUCGUACCGUGCCCGUAACGCGUCGCAGACGGGAUCGGACAGCGAGCCUGACAUGGUCAAAGAGAUCCUUGCCGAUAGUCAAUCCAGCACGUCGCCCGACGCACCUACCGGACGCAGGCAGAGCGAUCCGGGCCAGAUCGUCGGGCUCGGCCUCGUUGGCGCUCGCACCGGAAGCAUAGAUGCUUCUAUCCCGAGCAAUCAUGCUCGUCGAGGUGCCGGCACUCAACCUCGAGCUGCUCCAUCCAAGUCUGUGACCGCCAAGCAGAAGCUCGCAUCCACCUCUUCCCCUUUGAUUGGCGGAGCUCGCCGAUCUCCCGGCACUCACAGUAUCGCAGACAUUGCGGAUCGUCCUUGGUCUUUGAUCAGUGCCGGCGAGGCUGACACACCGAUCCUCAAGCUGCGCGAACUGUUCGUCAACACGAAUGCUUCCGAAAAGGGCAGCGACGAGGAUCACAAUCACCAUGGUCUCUUCUUCCGCCCUCUCACUGGAGCCGACAAGCAAGCGAAUGUCGAUACCGAAGCGAUUGCCGCCGACAAGCUCGAAGCCACAUCUGAAGCGGGCUCAGAGCACCUGGAGUCGAGCUCGCAGACCACCACGCACUCCGACACCAAGCACGAGAUGACGUCGUCUCGCUCUUCCAGGUCCAGCGCGACCCACGCUGCUCGUGCUCUGGCAGCACAGCAUAAGGCGAUCGACUUGUCGGCCAUCUCGGAUGCUCCCUCGGAGGCCUCUCCAGCGAGCACCAUUCGCGCGCGCCACGUUUCCCCGACGCUCGGCCAGCUGUUCGAUCAGCCCGGUAGGGAUGCUGACCGUGACGCUGAUUCGGUCGGUCCGCUGCCUACGCGUGGUCGUCAGCAUCGUCUUGAAGGCUCCACCGGCUCGACCUACAGCCAACUGACACCGCGACAGGCGCAACGAGCGAGCACAGCAUCGCGGAUGACGGCUCGCAGCAGCGGUCAUUGGAGCGAGAGCCGCUUUUCUGAGGAUGCCUCGAGCGUCUUGGAGGCCGAAGUGGGUCAGGCCAGACGAACCGAGGUGAUCGCCCUUGGCAAGGGCCGAGUCCAGGACUGGGUCGGCGAUGGCUUUGCUCGGCGAAUGAUCCCAACUGCCGAGGCUCCUACCUUGUCUCGCAGCAACACGCUGCCCAAGAAGCUUGCUGCUACUCGGGUCGACGGCAGAGAAACGCAGCGACAGCAGAAGCUCAAUGACCAGCUCAGCCGCAAACUGCAGCAGCUGUCGGAUGCGCAGGUCGAGACGCACUCAGCUCCCGAGCCGAUGGUGGACCAUUCCGUCCGAGUCGGUGAUUCACGAGCCGCCAGUCUGGCAAAGCUUCAAGCGCCCUCAGCUCCCGUCAAGACGGAGAGCGCGGAUCACUUUGCAUCCAGGUUGAUCCGCUCUCUGUCGAGCCGCUCUGCGAGACUCUCUGCAUUCCACGACCGCCAGUCGACGGGGCCUGCAGAGCAGCCUAUCAUGGCAAGCAGUGUCCCCGCUGCGGUCUCGCCUUCUCCGUCGUUUGUGCCUCUGCUUAGUGCGCUGAACCUGACACCUCCGAAGGAGGCAGCGCCAGCUCGACCCGUUGACAGCAAAGAAGAGGAAAGCGCUAAGAAGGAGAGCAAGUCGCAGCGGACGCCACGCUCGUACGCGACUUCCGACGAAGCAGCUCGAGCCAAACAGCACGAGCUGCUCAAGAAGGAACAGCGACUGGCCGAAAAGGAACGCCGACGCCAAGCAGAGAUGCAGGACAAGUACGCCAAGAAGAAGCAGAGCGACCCGCUGCUUGCCGCACGACUGGCACUGAUGGGUCUUGAGCCUGCUGAAGCGAUCCCUCAAGUCCAGACGACCAGUGAAGCAAUGCUGCCAACAUCGGUCUCGAAGACGUCGGUCUCGAGGACAAAGUUGGCGCGUCCUCCUGUUCCCGAGAGGCGAGUCUCGUCGCAGUCUCGCGCUCAUCUCUCGGUUGCUCCUCCGGCUCUGAUGCGCAACGACUGGGACAAUGUGAGCGUCACCUCGUUCCACACGGCCAUCGACGCUACCGUCCCCGACCCAGCUCAGCAGGAGGAGGGUACGGAUGAGGGCCGCACCGAGCGAGCGGAUCGGUCUAGCAGCCUGGAGUCAUCGCUAGCUGAAGACUUUGACUUUCCUGCACCUCCGCAGCGGAUCAAGGAACAGGCCUCUGACGACGACACGCUGCUCGGUCAUGCGGGAUCGCCCAAGUCACGUCGACAGGAUGGCAUGAGCGCAUCGUCGACGAUGCCAGCACUGAGCUCGCUCUUGGCCGCGCAGUCGAUGCCGCUGCGAAGAUCGCGUUCGACCGAGUACAGCAGCCGCGAUCUGCGCAAGCUGGCGCGCGAACAGAUGAUGCAGGAGGUUAUUGCGCACCCGAGUCCCAAGAGCUUGCGUCGACAGCUGCAAGGGAGCCCGCCUCGAGGGCUGGGCAUUGAGUUGGCGGCGGAUUCGAAGCGGUACUCGAGCGGCACAGCUACGCCUACUGGCAUGGUGGCUGCUCCUAUGCACGCGAUCGCUGCCUAG
This is a messenger RNA of Kalmanozyma brasiliensis GHG001, 3585 nucleotides long. RefSeq lists its product as uncharacterized. NCBI's taxonomy places the organism in Eukaryota, Fungi, Basidiomycota, Ustilaginomycetes, Ustilaginales. Bases 1 to 3585 code for a protein of 1194 amino acids. The transcript has a single exon. The record is from RefSeq and is a predicted model, not a curated record.